AUGGGGUUACUGUCUCUAGGAACUCCUCUAACCUGGGAGGAAGCAAAGCCUCAUGCGGAUCUGGUCCGCGAACGAGGAAUCGAGCAAUUGUUGAAUAUCUGGAAAAAGGCCAAGAGUAAGGAGAGAGAUAUCCUUCUUUGGGGCGACGAGGUAACUUCGAACUUCCUCUUCCUUCAUUUCCCAAUGUUCCUCACCGUGCCUCCUCGAGUGUUCCAACCUAGAACCUGCACAAACCUUGAGAGUGAAAACGAAUAG
This is a messenger RNA of Orbilia oligospora ATCC 24927, 255 nucleotides long. RefSeq lists its product as uncharacterized. Gene Ontology annotation, molecular function: glutamate-cysteine ligase activity. Gene Ontology annotation, biological process: glutathione biosynthetic process. The coding region runs from base 1 to 255 and encodes 84 amino acids. The transcript has 3 exons. Gene Ontology annotation, cellular component: glutamate-cysteine ligase complex. The record is from RefSeq and is a predicted model, not a curated record. NCBI's taxonomy places the organism in Eukaryota, Fungi, Ascomycota, Orbiliomycetes, Orbiliales, Orbiliaceae.